UCCUAUGGGUUUUGAUCACCAUAUUGUUUUUGCAACAUGGAGGACAGGUUUUAGGUUCAAGACAGUUUUUUUUUCCUAAUUGUUUUAGCUCACGAAAGUAGGUCCGUUCCUAACAAUGCUUAGCCAUAAGUUAGAUAUACCUUAAAGUCUAAAAAUAUUCCAAAAGAAAAUAUGUGCACUUUUUAAUAUAAUUUCCCAAGAUGUAGAUGGAAGCAAACAUUUUAAUGUAUUCUCAAAAGAAAAAAAAAUGUUUCUGAGGGCAACUGUUGAUAAGAAAUUACAAUGUAUUCUAAAAGGGAUAAAAUGAUCAUUCAAUCUGGUCAACAAAAUGUAUAGCAUAGUAAGAAGGUGUGACUUCACUCCACCUUCUUUAAGGGCAAAGUUGACCCUGGUUUCUUUAAUGACUAACUUUGACUUUCUCUUUGUUUUUCCUUCAACAUUAUUUCUUUCUCCGGAUGCUUUUGGCAAUCCAGGCACCCCUUUCACCACACAGGAAAGAAAGCUUCUGUAGCUCUUUGAUAACCAGUCACAAAAAGGGAGACAUUUUAGACCAACUAGUAACUAACACCCAAACUCCCUCCUGUACAGAGUACUUUACUAACAAAAGACCUGUUCAGCCAACUAUGUAUUCUAAUGACGAUCCUGGCCAUACGAUUGUCUAUUCUGAAGAAUCUAACACGACUGUGUCAUACACACAGAAACUCACUAAUCCUUUACCGGCAGCUUCCCGUACAGGUCCCCCACCAUUUGCUGACAUCAGUAGCCCAUUUCUACAAGAGGACUACAUGCAGGAUUCUCAAACUUGGAGAAUUUCUACCUUGAAACUAACACAUAACCAGGAUCAAGCAAGUAGCAUCCCCUUUAAUACACCACAGUUUUCCAAACCUGUUGAAGAACCAUCAUUUCCCAAAAGGCCUUGCUCACCGCCCCCUAACCCGGUGCCUGAGACACACACAGCGUCUCUUUCCAUUCAGAUAGCUCCUUUUUCAGGGCAUAAGCCUGAAAGCCACAAACAGAUACCUGAGCUUUCUCCAGAGACUGCAAAGAUACCUCUUCAGCAAGAAAGACAAAAAUCUGCAGCUGCUGCGGCCUCUCAGUCCUCUGCCUGCCGGGUGCUUGGAAAUCAGAACUUAACUGCCAACGCAUUGGAGAGCCAGAUAACGGUGAAUGGAAACUCGGGUGGUGCUGUGAGCCCAAUGAGUUACUAUCAGAGGCCGUUUUCCCCUUCAGCUUACUCUCUACCAGCCUCACUCAAUUCCAGCAUUAUCAUGCAGCAUGGCAGAUCACUUGAUUCAGCAGAGCCCUAUCCCCAGCAUGCACAGUCUCUGGAUGGCUCCACCGGCAGCUCGAUCCCACUGUACAGAUCCUCGGAGGAAGAGAAGAGAGUGACAGUCAUCAAAGCUCCCCAUUACCCAGGAAUUGGGCCGGUGGACGAAUCCGGCAUCCCCACCGCAAUCAGAACGACAGUUGACAGACCGAAGGACUGGUACAAAACAAUGUUUAAGCAAAUUCACAUGGUGCAUAAGCCUGAUGAUGACACAGACAUGUAUAAUACUCCUUACACAUAUAACGCAGGCCUGUAUAAUACACCGUAUAGUGCUCAGUCACACCCUGCGGCAAAGACGCAGACUUACAGACCUCUCUCCAAAAGCCACUCAGACAACGACGGCGCCGAAGCCUUUAAGGACGCGUCCUCCCCGGUGCUUCCCCCGCAGGUUCCGCCCCCCGUCCCACCACUUCGACCCAGAGAUCGGACUUCCUCGGAAAAGCAUGACUGGGAUCCUCCAGACAGAAAGGUCGACACCAGAAAAUUUCGUUCGGAGCCAAGAAGUAUUUUUGAAUAUGAACCUGGGAAGUCAUCAAUUCUUCAACAUGAAAGACCACCCCCUCUCCCAACAACUCCGACACCUCCUCCAAGGGAGCCGGCCCGGAAGCCUAUUUUUGUUCCACCACACCAAGAAGUAACUGGUAGCCCCUCCCCUCCGCCCAGGAGUGUCAUCCCCACAUCCAGCUUGUGCACCCCGGCUCUCUCUCCCAUCCGGACUGAUCGCAUAAAUCCAGAUGACAUAGAUUUAGAAAAUGAGCCCUGGUAUAAAUUCUUUUCAGAACUGGAGUUUGGACGCCCGCCUCCUAAAAAGGCUCUGGAUUAUGUUCAAGAUCAUUCUUCUGGUGUUUCCAAUGAGGCUUCCUUGUAUCAGUCCUCUAUAGACAGAAGCCUGGAAAGACCCACUAGUGCUGCAAGUAUGGCCGGCGACUUUAGGAAAAGGAGGAGGAGUGAGCCUGCAGUGGGGCCGCCAAGGGCCUUGGGGGAGCAGAGUGCAAGGAGGACCAGCCCCGGCCGUGCAGACUUCCCGGGAGCAAGCACCACAAAGUCUUUCAUUAGUUCUUCCCCUUCUUCCCCAUCAAGAGCAAAAGAAGGUGGGGAUGAUGGCAACGUGUGCCCAUCCCUCUGCAGUUAUGCAGGGCUCAACGGCAACCCCUCAAGUGAGUUAGAUUCCUGUAGCACCACCUAUAGACAGCAUCUGGAUGUCCCACGGGACUCCCAGAGGGCUAUUACUUUCAAGAAUGGCUGGCAAAUGGCCCGGCAAAAUGCAGAGAUCUGGAGCAGCACUGAAGAAACGGUCUCCCCCAAGAUCAAAUCCCGUAGUUGUGAUGAUCUCCUAACUGACGACUGCAGUAGCUUCCCUGAUCCGAAAACCAAGUCGGAAAGCAUGGGCUCCCUGUUAUGUGAAGAGGACUCCAAGGAGAGCUGCUCCAUAGCGUGGGCUUCCCCCUACAUCCAGGAGAGUCGCAGCAACGGCAGAUCAAGGGUUAAGUAUAGGUCAGCCCACGACGCCCCGGGGUUCCUAAAAAUGUACAAGAAAAUGCACCGCAUUAACCGCAAGGAUUUGAUGAAUUCAGAGGUGAUUUGCUCAGUAAAGUCGAGGAUAAUGCAGUAUGAAAAGGAGCAGCAGCACAAGGGGCUGCUCCACGGCUGGAGCCAGUCCUCUACCGAGGAGGUGCCCAGGGAUGUGGUGCCCACCCGCAUUUCCGAAUUUGAAAAGUUGAUCCAAAAAUCAAAAUCGAUGCCAAAUUUAGGAGAUGAAAUGUUAUCCCCCGUUACCCUAGAACCACAACACAACGGUUUGUGUCCCAAGAGGCGAUUUUCCAUCGAGUCUUUGCUGGAGGAAGAAAGUCAAAGCCGACACCCUUCUCAGGUACAACGAAGCUACAAGCCUACAACGCUGGUACCAAUUCAUAUCGAAGUCACCAGCGACGAGCAACCCAGAGCUCACGUGGAGUUUUCUGACAGUGAUCAAGACGGAGUCGUGUCUGACCACAGCGACUUCAUUCACGUAGAGGGAUCGUCCUUUUGCAGCGAAAGUGACUUUGAUCACUUUUCUUUCACAUCCUCCGAAAGCUUUUAUGGUUCCAGCCACCACCACCACCACCACCACCACCACCACCAUCACCGGCAUCUCAUCAGUUCCUGCAAAGGCAGGUGUCCUGCCUCCUACACUCGAUUCACCACCAUGCGGAAACAUGAAAGAGCGAAACAGGAAAACACAGACGAGCCCAGAAGACAAGAAAUGGACUCUGGCCUCUCAAAACUUGCAUUUCUGGUCAGCCCUGUGCCUUUCCGGAGGAAAAAAAAUUCAACUCCCAAAAAACAUACUGAAAAGGCAAAAUGUAAAGCAUCCGUUUUUGAGGCUUUGGACUCCGCCCUUAAAGACAUUUGUGACCAAAUUAAAGCUGAAAAGAGAAGGGGAAGCUUGCCAGACAACAGUAUAUUGCACCGUCUUAUCAGUGAACUGCUGCCAGAUGUUCCUGAAAGGAAUUCAUCACUUACAGCUCUAAGAAGGAGCCCCAUGCACCAGCCUUCACACCCAUUGCCUCAAGAUGGUGCUAUCCAUUGUCCAUUGCACCAGAACGAUUGUGGAAGGAUGCCUCACAGUGCCUCCUUCCAGGACGGGGACACAGCUAACAGCUACCACCACCAUGACCACGAUAGUGCACUGGGUCUCCAAGACCACGAAUCCCCUAGAAGCUACUCAUCGACUUUGACUGAAUUGGGGAGAAGUGCUUCAAGGGAAAGAAGAGGAACUCCAGACAAAGAGAAACUGCCUGCGAAAGCUGUUUACGAUUUUAAGGCUCAGACAUCUAAAGAGUUGUCAUUUAAGAAAGGAGAUACUGUCUACAUCCUCAGGAAAAUUGAUCAAAAUUGGUACGAGGGAGAGCAUCAUGGAAGAGUUGGCAUUUUUCCAAUCUCAUACGUAGAGAAACUUACACCUCCUGAAAAAGCACAGCCUGCAAGGCCACCUCCCCCAGCCCAUCUUGGAGAAAUCGGAGAAGCUAUAGCCAAGUAUAAUUUCAAUGCAGACACAAACGUGGAGCUCUCACUGAGAAAGGGAGAUAGAGUUAUUCUUCUUAAAAGAGUUGAUCAAAACUGGUACGAAGGUAAAAUUCCAGGAACCAACAGACAAGGUAUCUUCCCUGUCUCCUACGUAGAAGUCGUCAGGAAGAACACAACAAAAGGUGCCGAGGAUUACCCUGACUCUCCAAUACCCCACAGCUAUUCUAGUGAUAGGAUUCACAGCUUAAGUUCAAAUAAGAUACUGGUCUUGAUGCUUAGUUUAAAAAGAAAGGAAAUUCUUUUGAGAGUUCAGUGCACUGGAAAUUUCUACCAAUAUUUCUCUUCUAAGCCACAGCGUCCUGUGUUUACUCAUGAAAACAUUCAAAGUGGGGGGGAACCAUUUCAGGCUCUGUAUAACUAUACUCCUAGGAAUGAAGAUGAGCUGGAGCUCAGAGAGAACGAUGUCAUCGAUGUGAUGGAAAAGUGUGAUGAUGGAUGGUUUGUGGGAACCUCAAGAAGAACCAAAUUCUUUGGUACCUUUCCGGGAAACUAUGUCAGGAGGCUGUGAAUCAUUCCCCCUCCUUAUUUAUGCCACCUUUGGGCAUCGUAUAUGCAUAAACUUGCCUGAAGCAUCCCCGCAGGCCUUCCUUUGUCAUGCCUUACAGUUUGCAGUACAAGUCACCCAUUGUCACCACCUCCACCUGCCACCAAGUCACCAGCAGAGUAACUGCCACUGCGGCGCCUUGGGGAGGUGUGGUAGGAUUGCUUCCACGUGAAAGUAUAUAUUCCCGCUUUCUGCUCUAAACUUUUAAAAGUUGAUAUAUGAGAUCGGAAUUCAUCAUAUUUGAAAAUGGUAAAAUAUUGGAGCAAAAAAAAAAAAAAUGCGUCUCAAAGAAGCUCUUCUGGUACUCUAACAAAAUACUCUGGAAGAUGUUCUCCCGUCAGACAACCAGAAGAUGGUUUAUCACUAAAUGCUGUGGUUUGCAUUUCCACGUCCUUAGCUUGGCAGUGUAUUUUUCUUUCACGAGUUUGCCUAGUGUCCUGGUUUACACACUCUGUCAACUGUACUUCAGCUAUUGUUUGCCUGCACUUACAUGUGGUAAUAUGCACAUUGAUUAUAAAAUCUAAAGCAAGAGCAGAAACUCUAACUCAGAUGAGUGUGAUUUUGUUGAUUGAAUGUGAGUUUUCAAAAAGGAGUCUUUUCCUGCAAUUUUUUUUGUACUUUGUAGAAGUGCAAACAGUAAGUGAAUAAGAGCCUCUGGCAAUAAUCAUAAGACUAUAAAAGGUUUAGCUAGAUGACAAAAAAGAAAAAAAAACUAUUGUGUUGUAAAGUUGCAUUGCUAUUUUAUAUUAAAAUGUAAUAAUCAGCAUCAUGAACAAUGAGCUCUUAGUAUUUUAUUUAUCUGAUAAAAUUUAAAUAAAAGCAGCAGUGUUAGUGAGAAGUGCAAAGAAUUAUUCUAACAUAGACACUUGAAAGUAUCUGUAAGCAGUAUUCAUAGGUUAGAGUUCACUGUGUGUACACAUAUACACUUGAGAUUGAGAAUGUUCGAUCCAUAUGAUAUGUUGUACAUUUUAUGGAAAUGUAAAAGAAUCCCACACAUUAUUUUCUAGUAAUAGAGUACUUUGGAAGCAUCACAAGUAUUAAGGCUGGUUUUAGCAAGGACUAUGAUCCCUAUGAUUAUUUUUACUAUGAUAAUUAUUUUUCUUCUAUGGAACUCAGAAUCCUGGCUACAUUUGAGGACAGGACUAUGUUGAGCCUGAUUUUCCUGGUGUGUGUAAAAUAAUUCCUAGGAAUAAAUUAGGCACUAUUUAGAGGUGAUGUUAAAUCAUUCAGGUUAUACUUUAUACCCUGAAGCAGAAAUUUACAAAAUGAUGUUGGGACCUGGAAGAUUUAAUAUGAUUAACAGUGCCUGAACUGCGCACACCCUGAGAACUGGCUUUGUAUUUCUUAAUGACUUUGCAUAAGAACUAUUCAUAUUUGGAUUUUGAGCACCUUAUAGAUAAAAUUUUUUAUGGCAUUUCUUUCGUGGACAGUGAUUGAUCUUUUCACAAGGUAUGUAGACUCUAGAAUUUUGUACAUAUGUUUGCUCUCUUUUUGUACAGACUAUUUAGUUGUUGAGAAAAUGGGAAUUUCCUAAUUUGGUCUGUAUCCUGCAUUUACAUCAAGCUAAAACUUCUUUGGCAGAUUUUCCUUUCCAUAUCCUACAGAUCACAAGCACGCCUUGAUAGUGCAAUUCUGUAAGAUAGCAUUUAUGCAAAAGUUUAUGAAUUUAAAAGGUCUUAGUGGCCAAACUGAAAUGUAUAUAGACAUUGAUUACAGGGGAAUUACAUUAGGAAGAAAGUAAGGAAACAACUUUGAGUAGUCUGCCUUGAUUACUGGUUCAUGACCAGCUUUAUAUUUUAAAGGCUUUGGGUUUUGAAAUUAGUUCAACUGCAUGCAGCUUUGCUAAUAAAUGGUUAAUAAUCUUUGAUGCCAUUUAUGAGAAAAGACUUCAAUAUCUGUUGCCUGUCAUGUUUAAGAAAAAUUACUGUUUCUAUGCUCUGUAUCUGAUUUUAAAAGAAAAAAUAUUCAUACCUGGCUUUCAGAUCAUUGACUUUGAAUUCUUACAAGCAAAGGUCAUUGUGUUUUUCUUGAAUAGACAUCUAAUAAAUUUUGCUUGGAAAUAUA
Messenger RNA from Choloepus didactylus (southern two-toed sloth), 7001 nucleotides. It is a transcript of the gene SORBS2, whose product is annotated as sorbin and SH3 domain containing 2. Gene Ontology annotation, cellular component: plasma membrane; dendrite; synapse. NCBI's taxonomy places the organism in Eukaryota, Metazoa, Chordata, Mammalia, Pilosa, Megalonychidae. Gene Ontology annotation, biological process: Notch signaling pathway. The transcript is spliced from 23 exons. Bases 456 to 4901 code for a protein of 1481 amino acids. The record is from RefSeq and is a predicted model, not a curated record. Gene Ontology annotation, molecular function: protein binding.